AUAAUAUGCAGUACCAGAAACAAUUCCAACAUUUUCACAAUUGUACAAAGGAAUAAAAGUCAGGGUGGAUUGAAUGUAACUGCUGAUAAAGGUACACUUUCCGGAUUGAAAGCACCGAAAAAGCAGAGAACUUCAUUUGCGACUGGUGCUCUUUUGCUGAGUGUACCGGUACUAACGUUCUGUUUGGGAACAUGGCAAGUGAGAAGACGAGAAUGGAAGCUGAAGCUUAUGGAAGAUCUGGAAUGGAAAACGAAGCAGCCUCCUAUCGAACUUCCCGAAGA
This is a messenger RNA of Nilaparvata lugens (brown planthopper), 281 nucleotides long. Its product is annotated as cytochrome oxidase assembly protein shy1-like. The annotation marks the transcript as partial. The record is from RefSeq and is a predicted model, not a curated record. Lineage: Eukaryota; Metazoa; Arthropoda; Insecta; Hemiptera; Delphacidae. Gene Ontology annotation, cellular component: membrane. The transcript is spliced from 2 exons.